AUGCGGGAGCGCAGGGAUGCCGAGCAGCACGGAUGCAGCUGCCAGGAUGCCGGGAUGAGAGGAUGCAGGGAUGCGGGGAUACCGAGCAGCACCGGGAGGCAGAGACGGGAGGAUGCGGAGAUACCGAGCAGCACCGGGAGGCAGAGACGGGAGGAUGCGGGGAUACCGAGCAGCACCGGGAGGCAGAGACGGGAGGAUGCCGGGCUGCCGGGAAGAGGGAGCGCCGCGCUGCAGGGAGAGAGGAAGGUGGGGAUGCGGGGCCGGGGCUGCGGAGCACCGGGACCCUCCCAGGCAGCAUCACCGGCUCCGCCGCGCUCCCGCCUGACUCGGCCGUGCCACCCCCCGGCUCGGCGCCGCCACUGCACCCCCCCCCCCACCGCCCCCCGCCCCCCCGGGGCUGCGGGACAUCCCCCCCCGGUGCUCUGGGAAUCCGGGAGCCCCCGACCCCACUCCCCGCAGCGGCAGGACCCGGCCCCGCGGCAGAAUCAGGGAGGGGGAACCUCGGCCGCUCCUCGGGAGCGCCCGGAACACCCCCCCGGUGCCGCGCCCCCCAUCCCGUCCCGGAGCCCGGGGAGAGCUCGCAGCCCCGAACCCACCGGGGCUGGUUGUGCCCCUGCCAGCAGCCGGAGCCGGGAACCACCCCCGGAGCGGGGGUCGCGAACGGGCGGGGGGCGCGGGCGCUGCCCGGAGCUGCCGCACGGUGACGCCGUCGCCCACCGGAUGGGAACGGGGGGUCGGGGGAAAAUGGGGAGCUGUCCCCAGCUGGGACAGGUCCCCAAGGCGCAGAUCCGGCUGCUGGCAGCUGGAAUUGUCCCAUUCUCUGCCGGCUUGCCAUCGACGUUCCGGAUGAAGCACAAGAUGGAGGGACAUUAUCCAAACACGGCCAAAAGGCCCUUCCUGGGUGGAAAAUGGGAUGGCGAGGCUGAAGCGAGAUCCCGGUGGGAGAGGGUGAGAGAGGCAGAAGUGCUGGAGGCCGCCGGGAAGCUGCUGGAGCCCAAGACUUGGAUGUCCCCAGGGAUGUUUUUGGCUCCAUCCCCAGCACCGAUUCCUCCUCUGGGGUCAGCCCCUGAUGCUGUGGGAGCUCCACCGGUGCUGCUGCAGCCCUGCCUGGCCAUGGAUCACCAGGAUUUUGGGAAGAGCAUCCCUGUGGGACCCCUUCCAGUCUCCCCUCACCCAGGACAGCCCAAGGGACCCUGUGCCAGGUCUGUGGCACUGAUCCCACAGGAUUCACCAUUCCUGCUGCACUGGAUGCUGUCGCCGCUCCAGGGGCUGGGUGGGGACCCCACUCCUCGUGUCCCAUCCCAAACAGGACCCCAGCAAGUGAGGAGCACUCUGAGCCACCCCGGGGCUGCUCAGCACCCCAGCCAGGAGCACCCAUACUUCGAGGCCUCAUCUCAGGUGGUACCUGAGAACCACCUUGUGCCACCUCCUCUGGACUUUGACUUCUCCAGCUGCUCCAUCCUCAUCCCAGUGACCUCAAGGAGCCAACCCGGAGCCCACCCAGCAUUUCCCCUCUCCAGAGGAGUCUCAGGAAAUGCAGAAUUGAGCGCCAAAAGCCACCCAGAGCGUGGCUGUGAGGUGCACACGGACCUGGGGGUGGUGGGGGGGUCACCUCAUCCCGACCCCGGGCAGCCCCGGCACGUCCCGGCUCCCGCUCCGAAUCCAUUCCCAUCCCCGCCGCACGAGGCUCCAUCUGUAUUUUAUUCCUCUCGCCUCUCCGCAGCCCCUGCCCGGGGUGGCAUUUUUGAGGUCCAGAAACCUCCAGCAGCAGCCAGGUCUGGCCGUGGGCAGCACCGUGCGGGCAGCCCCAGGCUGGCACCCGGCUCGGCUCGGCCGGGCGAGGAGCUCGUUGUGGAUUCACGGCACUCCCCGGCACAAAUGGGUUUAAACUACCUUAAGUGUUUCAGCAGGGAACUGGCGCUGGCGGUGUAA
Messenger RNA from Cinclus cinclus, 1932 nucleotides. Its product is annotated as skin secretory protein xP2-like. The coding region runs from base 1 to 1932 and encodes 643 amino acids. Lineage: Eukaryota; Metazoa; Chordata; Aves; Passeriformes; Cinclidae. The transcript has 7 exons. The record is from RefSeq and is a predicted model, not a curated record.